Molecule: messenger RNA, 941 nt
Organism: Cephus cinctus (wheat stem sawfly)
Lineage: Eukaryota; Metazoa; Arthropoda; Insecta; Hymenoptera; Cephidae
Product: tropomyosin-2
Exons: 6
Coding region: 30-884 (284 amino acids)
Biological process (GO): actin filament organization; muscle contraction
Cellular component (GO): actin filament
Molecular function (GO): actin filament binding
Source: RefSeq, a predicted model, not a curated record
GAAAGAUAAGAAGAAAAAAAGAAACGACCAUGAACGCAAUCAAGAAGCGUCUUCAAACUCUCAAGGUCGAAAAGGACUUGGCAAUGGACAAAGCGGACACUUGCGAUCUGCAGGCCAAGGAGGCGAACCGUCGCGAAGAAAGGCUUCGUGACGAGGUACGAGAUUUGGAGAAAAAGUUAGUGCAGAUGGAGCACGACUUCGAAGUGAGUAAAACUUCGUUGGAAAAGUCGAUCGCAAGUUUGGAGCAGAAGGAGAGAGCGUUCAUGGUGGCACAGUCGGAGCUUGCGAUAUUAAAUCGUAAGAUGCAGCAGUGUAUGGCGACUUUAGAAAAAACGGAAGAGCGACGUUUGAUAGCUCAGACUAAAUUGAGUCAGGCGACGGAAACGGCCGAAGACGCAAAACGCAUCUGCAAGGUGUUGGAAAACAGAAGCAAAUUGGACGAGGAACGGAUGGAUCAGCUGACGUCUCAGCUGAAGGAAGCAAGAUUAAUCGCGGAGGAUGCCGAUUCGAAGUCCGACGAGAUCGCAAGGAAGCUGGCCUUCGUCGAGGACGAGCUUGAAGCUGCAGAGGAUCGUGUUAAGUCUAGUGAGGCGAAGAUCGUUGAGCGUGAGGAUGAACUCUUCAUAGUCGGGAACAUCCUGAAGUCUCUGGAGGUGUCUGAGGAGAAGGCCAAUCAGAGAGUCGAAGAGUUUAAGAAGCAAUUGAAAGAACUGAAGGCCAAGCUGAAGGAGGCAGAGAAACGGGCAAUUACGGCGGAGAAGACCGUAAAGUCCUUUUUGAAGGAAAUGGAUGCGAGGGAAGACAAUCUAUUCAAGGAGAAGGAAAAGUACAAAUACAUCUGCGACGAUAUGGAUUCUACUUUUGCCGAACUUACCGGUUAUUGAGACGUAGCAAUUGUAUCGUUCUGUUUCUUAUAUCAUUCAUCUCUUUUUUUCUUCUUA